Messenger RNA from Hyaloscypha bicolor E, 1188 nucleotides. RefSeq names its product Thioesterase/thiol ester dehydrase-isomerase. The coding region runs from base 238 to 786 and encodes 182 amino acids. Lineage: Eukaryota; Fungi; Ascomycota; Leotiomycetes; Helotiales; Hyaloscyphaceae. Gene Ontology annotation, molecular function: fatty acyl-CoA hydrolase activity. The transcript has 2 exons. The record is from RefSeq and is a predicted model, not a curated record.
AGAAGCAGCUCUCUUAUUACAUAUAGAUUUUGAGAUAAUUAAAUCUGAGGUGUAUUUACGUUGUAUUAUCACGACCGAAUAAUGCAGGUAGCGCUUACGUCCGGAUUUCAGAACCGUCAGCCUUCGAACUUCAGAUUUGGGGAUGGACUUCUACAAUCACAUUUGUGGAAGGACAAUGGUGGGUCCUUGACAUAUUCCCUCUUUUGAUAAUUGAUAGUUCACUGCGAGACGAGGACAAUGACGCCUCAGAAGUCAAAGGUCAAUAUGCCUGGCGUUGCGCCGGGGAAAGCAUUGGCUGGAAUACCCGUCGGCGAUGAGUCUGCUGAAGAGCGUGUCCUUGCUCUCUUAGAAGGAAGUGUAGCUGGGGAUGCAGACCAAGGCUGGUCAACUCUCCUCCAAGACUCUCUCAGUUUCGUCUCCGCCACUGCUUCCCCUGCCGGCCGCACCGUAUUCCGCUUCACCGUCCUCCCCUCGCACUGCAACCGCCUCGGAAACCUCCAUGGCGGGUGCACCGCCACGAUCUUCGACAUCUGCACGACUACCGCGCUCGCUCCAAUCGCUAAACCCGGAUACUGGCAGUACGCAGGCGUUAGUAGAGGAUUAAGUGUUACGUAUCUAAAGCCGGUGCCGGAAGGAGAGAAGGUGCUGGUGGAGAGUGAGGUGGUGAGUGCUGGCAAGAGGAUGUGUGUUUUGAAGGCAACGAUGAGGAGGGAGAGUGAUGGGGAAGCGUUGGCUGUUUGUGAACACGGGAAGGUUAGUAUUGAUCCCCCUGUUUCGAAGAUCUGAGGAUGGCCUACGAGAUAAGAGGGGGACGAUAGACGGAGCGGUGAUAGACUCUCGAUGGUCAUACAUAGAUUUUGAUACCUGAAAUGGGAAAGUUUUACAUUUGUUGGUUUUGAGAGGUCGAAUGAGAGUGAGCAAGUCCUCACGGAGUACAGUACAGUACAUCCUAUGAGACGUUCAGCAGAGAAAUGUUAACCCACAUCUUGAAGUCAAGCCCCAUACUCCAAUGACGUCAACUCCCUUGAUCAAUUCUGCUUCCGUUAAGACAUUUUACAUGCAAUUCUUCACAUGUAUAUCUCUCUCCUAGCACUCUUCCAUCUCUCCCACGAGGUCAUCCAUGUAACACCAAUCCACAUUCACAUGCCUCCUAGUGCCCUCCCUUUCCCCCAACCUCCCCUCCCCACU